UACUGUAUACAGACCUUGAUAAUUCCUAACUGUUCUCCAAUAUAGCCUUCCAGUCCAGCCGAACUAGAACUAUUUAGGUUAGACUUUCCAAUCACAUAAAGCCAUUCCAGUGAGGCUGUGGCUGUGGCUGCGGCUAACAGACCUGCGAAGUCAGAGUGCAAAGUGCGCAGAUGCUGCACUCCACCGCCCACUGCACCGCCCAGCCACCCAACCACCCCAUUCUAGAGGCCCAUUUCUUGGAAACUAAUACCACUACUCCUCGGCUAGCCGCAGCCUCCCAUCUUUUCCAGAUCUAAGAGCGAGCGAGAGAGGAGCGGAGAGAGCGCGGUGAGAGUAGGCGCACACGAAGUUCACGGCGCCUGGAAGCUGCAGCCCGAAAAUUGUCCUGUUAGUACGAGAAAACUAUUGACAGGCGAAAGGUCUAAAACUCACUCAUAGGCUGGCAGAAAAAGCAGAUUAACUAGGAAAAUCUGACAACCGGCAUGGCUCAAGUUCAGCUCAUCGCAGGCAAUGGGCAAACCCCAAGCAACGGGAAUAAUGUCGAGGAUAAUGAACCGUAUCAAAUAAGUGACGAUGACUUGGAUGACCUGGAUGAUGAUUGCUUGCUCGAGGAGGCGGAUACCUCCGGAGGAGCCAAUAGUAUGGGGCGCGGUCCUUACGAGCGGGCUUGGACCACAGAGGCAACCAGAGCAUUAAUCCACAUACGCGGUCCCAUGGAGGGUAGCUUUACGGAGGGCAGACAAAAACGGACGGCUCUUUGGCUGCACUGCACGCGGCAACUACAGCGUCUGGGAUUUCGCUACUCCGCAGCUAAGGUGCAGAAGAAGUGGCAUAACAUCCUCAUCACCUACAACAAGAAUCUGAGUAAAAAAUACGUAUCCGGCUAUGUUCACUGGGAGUUCUUCGAGGAGAUGUUCAAGUACUUGCAGGGCAAGAAGGCCGACUUUGAUAUGCAGUUGCCACAACAGCCUUCAGUUGCCCCACAAGCUCCACCAUCUGCUAAUGGGCAAAACCCGACCCCGGGAGUUCCCCAGCAACCUCUACAGAUUCAACCUACUCCGGUGAGCCUUAAGCCUGGAACACCCCAAAUGCAGCUGCAAAUUCAAACUCAGACCUCGGCGAAGGAUGGCCAGCCGUAUAUUACACCUGUGGAUCAGGUCCUGCUGCAGGCCCAGAUGAAUCUGGACAGCAAGUCCAACGAUGAGUUCGAUGAGGAUAGUAACAGCAUGUCGGAGAUAGUCCGUCAACCCAAGAUGGAGUACGAUGGCGAGCAAGUGCCGGAGGCGGAACGCACCAACGAUAGCAGCCAACAUCUGGAAGUUAAUGGCAAGCUCUACGAUCUGGCACGACCCAUGGGCUCGCACCAAGCUUCCGGCAUUCCCGAUGACAUCUGGUGGAAGGACUACUUUGAAAGAAAACUGGAAGUGGAGCGGGAGAAGAUGGAGCUGCAGCGAAGUUUGCAGCGCGAACAGGUGCAGAUCCAAAAAAUGUCGCUUGUGCAGCAGGAGCGGAUUGAGCGCAUGAAGAUCGACGCCAUCAACAGCCUGACGGCCACGCUGCAAAAGCUGGUGGAGGCCAAGUGCCGGCGGGCCUAAGAUGUAUCUGUUCCUGAUCCCAAUCCCUCCCAGUAAAUUUCCAUACCUUUAGGCUUCUAUUCGUCUUGUAUCUAGUUGUGUGUGUAAAUACAAUUUCGGCCAACUAAAA
Molecule: messenger RNA, 1704 nt
Organism: Drosophila teissieri
Lineage: Eukaryota; Metazoa; Arthropoda; Insecta; Diptera; Drosophilidae
Exons: 3
Coding region: 483-1595 (370 amino acids)
Source: RefSeq, a predicted model, not a curated record